This is a messenger RNA of Patiria miniata (bat star), 7753 nucleotides long. RefSeq names its product doublecortin domain-containing protein 1-like (gene dcdc1). Gene Ontology annotation, biological process: regulation of mitotic cytokinesis; intracellular signal transduction. The transcript has 38 exons. The record is from RefSeq and is a predicted model, not a curated record. Gene Ontology annotation, molecular function: microtubule binding. Bases 128 to 5794 code for a protein of 1888 amino acids. Lineage: Eukaryota; Metazoa; Echinodermata; Asteroidea; Valvatida; Asterinidae.
UAGUUGAUGCUUCAUGACGUCAUCUCCUAGGCGACAUUCCGUAAAUAUGGCGUUGAGAUUGAGUGGACGUUUGGAAUGUGUGCAUCGAAAAAACUGAUUGUGGAAAAGCUCUUAUUAAAUUGAAGAAAUGGCACCAACUGGUACCCAGGGGGAGACACGCAUCUCAGACUCCAUCGGUGCCCACCAAGCGCAUCACCCCGAUCGUACCAAGUAUAACCGAUCGUCCAGCGAUGCCAUCAGUUAUGAGGACUUGCUGGUGGCACAGUACCUGGAAGGGCUCAAGAAGGCUGAGGCAGCUGGCUCCAGGAGAAGGUUAAACAGGCCUUCCAAGCCGGCCUCCCCUUACAUGCAAAAGUUUGCCCGCAGCGAUCAAGCUGCUGUUACCACCACCAGCGCCAUGCAGGCCCUACCCAGAACACGUGGCGGCGGCAGCAGCAGGCCAUACUCCGCGGCACCGGCCGGCCGCAGCUCGGCCCGGGAACGCAAACGCAUCGACGUGAAGUUCGUGAUGGAUGGCGGGGAAGAGGCGGAGGAGGGGGAGGAGCCUAGAGAUCUGAGGAGGGAGGGCGGCAGAACGAAGUCCAAGCUGCGACCGAUGAGUGCACCGGUGUAUAAAACAAAGAGGCCUUGGAGCGGCAAGUCAGCCUCCUCCACAGCCACAGUCUCCCAGCGAUCCCGACGAAACAAGGCACUGUACCGGCUGCAACCCCAGGUCAUCCGAGCUACCGUCUACAAGAACGGUACCCAGACUGACGCGGUCAGAGUCACUGCACACUCCAUGAAAACGUUUCUGGAAGCCUGCACAAUAAAACUGAGCCUGCAGUUUGCCGCUCGGCGGAUUUUCUUGCCGGACGGGACGGAAGUGAAGUACCCAGAGGAGAUCCCCAAGGAUUCUGAAGUGUUUAUUUCAUGUGGGGAGCCGUACAGAGACCCUACCUCCAAUGUAAAAGAUGAUGCUCACAAGAAACUGUACGCAAACUGGACGAUGAACGGGGUGGUGCUUCCGGCUGAAACAAAAAAGAAACCAAAGUCUACACUGUCUAAGAGAAUGAGGAAAAUGUUGGAGUCCAAAAUGCGGAGGGUCAUGAUUUUCCGCAACGGGGACGGCACCGAGAUGUUUGAGACCACGGCCUCGGCUGAGAAUUUCGGCAGGUUUCUUGAUGACUGCACGUCACGUCUUGGGCUGACUGUCCCAGCUAGGAUCAUCUAUUCCUGGACAGGCUCAGAAGUGACUGAUCUGAACGAUGUACCCUUAUUGGAUCGCUGUCUGCAGACCAGCACCACCCCUCUCUACGGCCCUGUCUGGAUCUCCAAGGGGGAAAGAUUCAGCCCAAAAGGGGUCAAAGCCUUUCUGGAGACCACCAUCAGACACUGCAAACAGAAGCUGCAGGCCGCCAACAGUUACAAGAAGCAGCUGCAGUACGGCCUGGCUGGGGAGACCCAGCAAGUCAACGUGAUUGAGAUACUGUCCAAGACUGAACAGGAACUGGAGAAAGAACUACAGGAGACUGAGGAAGGCAUUGAUGAGUUCACCGAGGCCAAACGGAAGCUGCAAGACAUCUUGGAUGAGAUAUCAGAAUCGGUCGUGGAAGAAGAGGGUGCUGGAAGCACGUACACCAUGAAACACAUCAAAGAGUUUGACUCAUCACAUCGGCUGGUGGGCCAGCAAGGCAUCAGGCUGAAGGUGUAUGAAAAUGGUCAAGGUGAUGGGGAAGAGACGGUAUUCUUCAACUUGAAAGAAGCAUCCAAAGGCGUCGGCAACGACCACAAUCUACUGCUGCAGAGGUUACUGGAUGUGCUGACUCGCUGGGCCCGCGUGGAGAAGAACACUACAGCCCUGAGCACCGUGGUCACCAAGAUCUUUGACCGAGAGGGCAAGGAGAUCACCGACGUCUACUCCCUCAAGACGGACCAAGAAGUCUGGAUUUCAUUUGGAGAGCCGUUCAGAGAUCCGAAUGUGUACUGUCUGCAGCUGACUUUUGACAAGGUGCAAGGCCUGGAUCUGUAUGGGGAGAGGAAUGUAGCAGUCAGGGAACCACUCAACUCUGACGACAUCCCGAAGGGAGAGGAAAGACCAAGCCAUUGGGAGGCCACCAUAAGUUUUCCUCUCAUCUAUGACUACGAGGAAGUGACCUAUGACCUUCCGAAGGAGGUACAGGAUCAGAAACGUCUGGCCGUGGAGAAACGUGAGCUGGAUAUUACUGGACACUUCUUACAACACAAGGAUGAUCCCAGCAAAGUGUUGUACUGUGAGUUAGCUUUACAACCCAAGAAGAAGCAAGGCAGUCGUGAUGUCUGGCCACCCAGAUCACAGACCUGGGUCAUUAAUAAGAGAGGUCAGAUAUACUGCCGGUCCAUGCCGCAGCUAGCCCUAGCUGUCAUUGAGAAGUGGCGAGUGGAUAAACAGUUCGCUGAUGGGGAAACACCUGCGCAGGGCUUGGCUGUGGGACUAGAGAAAAGACAACAAGGCAACCCUUACCAACAGUGGGUGUUCAGCGAAGAUGGCUUCAUUUAUGCUACGGCUGAACCGGAUCUGGUGCUGACGUACAUCGAGGCCAAGGCGCAAGAUGACGAUGUGGUCGCCAUGGAGAUGAUGAUGGCUUUUGGCCAGCAGCAACCCCCGGACCAGCAGGCCCACAGCAGCUCGUCGGAUCCGUAUGGCGAGGAUCCAGACUUUGAGUCCAACGGGGAGGAGAAUGCGGACGGAGGGGAGAAGAAAGAUGAGUCUAAGACGGAGAAAGAUGCGUAUCCGGGUCAGGUGUACGCGAUGGCUGUCAUUCCAAGGUUACCGGCCAGACACCCUUGGGCCAAAGCUCAAAGAUGGGCCAUGAAGCAAGAGAGACUGGACAACCUGGGCCAGUGGAAACACACCAAAGCCCAGAACCCGCUGUGGAACAAGCUGGCCUACUCCUGGCCAGUCAACAGCCGGGGGGAAUGGAACGAGGACUGUGAUUGGCCCAUGGAGGGCUACUUCAUCCCCUAUGCCCCGCCCAUUAAGAAGAUGACUCGCAAGCCGAGCGCCUCAGAGGCCGAGGCCACCUACGGCAGCGAACAGAAGGAAUCGCCAGUCCGAACUGUCCCAUUGAGGCUGAGAGUUCUGAAGAAUGGGGAGAGGGACACUCACAGGCAGGCCUUCGUCGUGGGACCAGACCUCACAAAUAUGAUGAGGGACCUGAAUCGGACCGCGCUGAACGGCAAGCGGCCCCACCGUCGCAGCCAGUCACGGGAGAAGAGCCUGGAGCAACUGGAGCAAGAGAUGGCACAGAAGAAGCAGGCUAAGAAAGAUGAACUGAAGGCACUGGAGUUCCAACUGUUCUUGGAUCGCUGCACGGCCCUGCUGAACCUGCCUUUCGCAGCCCGCCGCCUCUUUGACCAGGACGGCCGGGAACACGAUACCUUGGACCAUCUCCAGCGCGACCAGCUGGCCUUUGUGUCCUGCGGGGAGGCCUGGAACGACCCGAACCUCUCCGGUCAGGAGCAGCAGCGACGGACGAUACUAGCCACGCUGGCUGCCGACGUCAAUGCCAUGAAGCAGUACUGCGCACUGCGCAACCCUAUGAAUAUGGUUAUAGAAGUGGAAGGCCCUCUGGCUGCAGGGAGCCCUCUUGUGGUCAACCCGAUUGCAGUGUCACCCGAGGAGAGGCAGCACAUCCUGCGAGGUCCCACACCGGAGGCAGAGCUUGAGGAAGAGGGUGAGACAGACGGCAACAUGUAUGCAAAUUUGAGUUCCCAUGAGCGAGCCCACAUUGCGUCGGACCAGCGGGCAGAAGGGCUGAAGUGGCCCUGGGAACGAGUCCUGAACGUCAGCCUGGAUCAGGUCAUGGAGGUCAACCAGGGGUCAACCAGCGACGAGGCGGCGUUCUCCAAUGCCGACCUCUACAGGAAAUUCAAGCCCAAGCAACCCAAGAGCCCUCGCAGUACCCGUUUAUCCCACCAGCGUUUUGUCUUUGCCGACGGCUUCCUAGCCGUCCAGACAGCCCCGUACCUGGUGGUGGGGCUGGAGCAGCCCGAGCUGGAGCUGUCCCGGGUGGUAUUGUGCAAGAAGAGCACGGAGGACGCCUCACAGCGAUGGGAGGCCGAUACGCAGGGGUUCGUCCGUUCCAAGUUGAACCCAGACCUGGUCCUGGGAGCUCAGAUGCCCAGCACGGCAUCAGACGAUGAUGCCGCUGCCCCCAGCAGCAGCUUCUGUGGCCAGCCGGUCACCCUGCAGCACCAGCGGACGGUCCGCUACGGCACGGCCAACCAGAAGUGGUCGUUUGAGAAGGAGACGGGGUUUGUGGAUGCGUUUGCUGCAGACAUCAAGGACAAAGAAAUUACAGCAGCCAAUAAGGCCAGUGUAUGUACCUUUGCAGUAUGCGGAGAAACUCCCCUUCAACAGACGGGCUUUGCUGUUACGGGUGUCAAAUCAGCUGACCCUGUCAUCGUGUGCGCUGCCUGCGCUCGCUCCAUGAGAGCCAAUCACAGACUACGGAAGCUAGAAGACGCGACGGAAUUCGUCUGCGCAGUGGGCCUCGCUCCAAAGCGCAACGUCAAGAUGAUGGGAUGUUUCCAGUGUCUGAAUGGAAAGGUGGACCUGUCCACGUUCGAGGCAUCCAACACCGUCACCCAGUAUGACAAGGAACUCAAGAGACUGCGACAGAUGUCCAGCGCUCGCAUCAUUGCCAGGGAGAUAUCCGCCUACCAGACGGUGCAGAUGGUGAAAAUACUAGCCCACCGCAACGGGGAUGGGCGGAGCACGGAGGGCGUGGUCAUGAACGGAUCGACAGUCAGGGGGUUGUUGGACCAGUGUACCUACAACCUGCAGCUGUCCACAGCAGCACGGCGACUGUACACGCAAGAUGGUACGCUCAUCCUCACAGUAUCGGAUCUCAUACAGUGGAACCUAGCAUGCUAUGGAAUGGCUGGGAUGGACAUCAACGAACAAGCAGAAGACGAGAAAGACAAGACAGCUGACAAGCGGCAAGAUUCCUCCUCAGAGCUGAAGGUGUCUUCUGUGCUUCGCAUCCCCGUUGAGGUCUGGGUCUCGUGCGGAGAGCAGUUUGUCAGGCCAGAACACGUUGACUACAAAAGGAAGCUUCUGCUUCAGCAGAGAGAGGAACGUGCUGGAGUCGUCCUGGAACUUGAAAAAGAGAAGCACGUCUUACGCCAGAUGCAAGGACGAAGAACUAAUGGCAUGGAGGGGCCACAGUACAUCAGCACCCUUAGCCCAGACGCCCCCGUGAUGGUGGAAGGGGGCUGGACCCAGCCCAGCAUGGGCGAGGUCAAGAGGUCGCUGGUGGUACACCAGCUGGAGAAUCACCUGCAAGAGGUCAAAGGUCAGCAAAAACAACAGGCGGGCAAUCACGUUGCCACCAGGCCGGUGAUUGACGGCAGCAAGAAGCUCUACAGCCAGCCGAAUUUGAAGCGUGUCAAGGUGUACAAGAACGGAGAGCCUCCCGACAAGCACACCUUCGCCUGGGGCUCCUCCAUGUCCGAGAUCCUGCAGGACGGCACGGCCAGGCUGGACAUGCGCAAAGCAGCAGCGCAGAUCUACACGGCCGAUGGCCAGAGAGUGACCGACUUUGGCGAGAUCAAAAGGGAUCAGCUGCUCUGCCUGUCACAUGGCGAUCACUUCAAGGGAUCCAAAGGGAGUCGUAAUCAGGUGGAGGUCAAGGCAAACUGGUCGAGGGCCAGAAAGAAGGAUGGUCCACAAGCCACUGACAUCAUGGUGACCUCCAACAAACACCCUGCAGUCAGGGUUGAUCCGUUUGGGCCGCCAUCUCUGGCUCUGACGGCUUCUCCAACUGAAGACUGAUCAUUAAGGUUAAGGAAAUAAAGGUUUGCCCAGACGAGCCUCUAAGCCCGCAGUUAAUUGGACACUAGUAUUAAGUGGAUCAAUCAGACAGCAGUCUCUAUGGACCAAUGAGUGUCACUUUGGCUGGUAACCUGGGUUUUUUUGUAAUAUUUUGGCAAGGCAAACAUUUACUGUGAAUUGCACAGUUCUGUUCUUAGCAGCUUCACAACAUUUUGCCACGGUCAUGACAAAUCCAUCACAAGUCAUAAUAAUAAAAUGUGUCGUCUAUAUAACGUUUUCCACCAAAGCUAAGUCGCAAAGCACUUCACAGUUGCAAGUAUUACCCCUGUUCAUCAGGCCAUGAGACCACUCAGACCGAGCAUUCCUUUUGUUCGUACCUAUUGUUUGAGAUUCAACUAGUCAGUGGACAUGUCGUUGACUCAGUUUAAUACUUUGCUUUGCCUGCUUUAAACAAAAUUUGAAAGCUGUGCAUUUUGUUUUCUAUCUGGGCCAUCCUAUAAAUUUAGGAGUCAAAGUGUGACAUUUUCCUGUCCCUGUUACCUCUGACCUUUAUAAUUAGCCAUUCAAGUAUUAUUAAGAACGACUUCAAACAGAAGUUAUUUGUUGGGUAGGUAGUUUGCUAUUCGUAAUCACUCUCUUGAAGGACGACUGCAUUAAAGAGUGCAUCAGAAUUAUAAGAUCAUCAACGUCAGAUGUAACAGGGACAGGAAAAAAAGUGGACCCAAGUUAAUAUAAUGACCCAACUGCAACCAGCUUUGCCAUCUCCAUGUGAUUGGCCUGCUCCCUUUGGUGGAUGUGAAUUAAAAGUCAGCAUUAUAUUUCAGAUGCAAUUCGCUUGCUGUAGAUAUCUUUCCUAAUCAUUUUUUACGGUUUCUGUCCGUCUUGUUUCAGUCAUGGACACAUAGUAAACUCACCGAUAUGUAUAUUUCGUAUUUCGGAUGCAAACAUUUCAAAGUCAAGCAAUGUCCGUGUGAAGAGUCAAAUGAAUAAGCCUCUGUACUAAUGACAUCACACUUUGUUUACGUGUGUGCAUUCCUAUGGUGCUCAGUGGACCGUGGGCCCCCACUGGCUCCAUAGGAAAGUGCACAUGUAAACAAAGUUGGACGUCAUUACUACAGAGGCUUAUUGUAAAUAUUGUAAUUAUUGGCAGCAUUGCUUCGUCUUGAAUGUCCACACUUUCAGGCUAGUGCAGUUUUGAUUUAUUCAGGCAACAAACAAAAUCCAGAGAAACUAGGAUGAAAAUGUCCUUGUUUCGUGUGGACUUCUGUUUAUUUGAUCAUCGUGGUACCCCAGAGUGACCUGAAAUGUGCCCAGUCUGGUUAUUAUGACAAAAGAACUAAUUGUUUGGAAAUGGGACUCGUGUUAUCACUUCUCAAGCAUUUUUGUAAAUUAAAAUGAAGCAUUAUUAAUUAAAAUUCCAAGCCUGGUCACGUGAUGGGUCACGUGAGGGCCUCAACAACACCAGUUGAUAAAGACACUGUGCUAGUGUGGCAAGCUCCUGAUCUCUGUAACUGAGCUCUGUAACUCAAGUCCCAAAAAGGUAUCUUUCAUUUACAUAAAUUUGUCAGUAUUUCAAGCUGUGGAACUAGGCAUUACAUUUUUAGCAGAUUUAUAGUAUUAGUUGUGUUAGGUCGAUUAAUGCAAAAUUGUUUAGUGCGGACUGCUGCAAUACCUGUAUAUAUUUUAAAUAAAUUUGUCAAAUAGCUCUUGGAGCUUCUGGUGUAGAUACUAUUUUUCAAAUCGAUUAAAGAUACAGUAAGGUUAUUUUGUGGAUUCUGAAGUAAAAAAAAAAAUGUUCAUUUGUUUCCCUAACUACUUAUGAGGGGUAUGUUACUUAGUUUUUCUGAAAUCAGUCAUGAGUAGCUUAAAAGCUUUGUUUUUCUUUUUAUAAAACGUCUAAUUCCUUUUUCUCUCACCAAUUUUCGUGAAAUAAAAGUAGAGAUAUAAAAAACGAAGAUA